UAAUAAUUCAAACUUUUCCAUAUGUUUCUGUUUGUCCCCUGCAGGAACCAUGUCUGCCGUCUACCUCGUCCUSCUGCUGCUGCCUCUGGUCUCAGCUCAGACGUUUCACUGGGGUCCCUGUCCCAGUCCGGCAGUGCAGCCCGGCUUCGACGUCCAAAAGUACCUGGGACGGUGGUACGAGAUAGCSAGGCUUCCCAAUUCCUUUGAAAAGGGGAAAUGCAUGGAGGCGAAUUACGCCUUGAGGAAAGAUGGAACCAUCCGRGUCCUGAACUCUCAGCUGUAUAAAGAUAAAGUGAGUACAGCAGAAGGGACAGCUGUGGUUCSUGAUACCAGGGAAAUGGCCAAACUCGGAGUCAGCUUCUCAUACUUCACUCCCUACAGCCCGUACUGGGUCCUCACCACCGACUACACCAGCCUGGCGGUGGUGUACUCCUGCACGGACAUCCUCCGCCUGUUCCGAGUCGAGUACGCCUGGAUCYUGUCACGGUCACGCUUCCUGCCGCCGCUGACGGUUCGCUACGCCAAAGAGCUGCUGGUCAGAGAAGGAAUCGACAUCUCCAGGAUGAAGGCCACCGAUCAGAACUGCAAAGACAACUAGGAGGCCGCUUCUCGGUCAUGUCUUACUAUUUCUGCUUAGAAAGUUUGUUUUUAUUAAUGCGAAGAAAUAUUUUAAGAUUUCUGUGUUUAAUUGUAGUYAUACCUGUUAUUGUGAUAUUUAUAAGCACAACAAAGUUUAUAUAUUUUGAUUCUGCUUUUCUGUUAAAUGGUYGCUGAUUGAAGAUGGAAAUAUUAACUGAAGGGUUGUUGUUUACUAUGUURCAACAUUGUAAGUCACAUUUUCUGUAAUAAAUAGUAAAUAAUAGACAACUGUUUUGUCUAUUCUUACUCUGGAGGUUCUAUAAACUAUACAAACUAAUUCAUUGGGUAUUUCUGCCAUCUUUUUUAAUKAACUGAACCAGUUUUUCUCAUUGGAUAUUGACAAUAUCACUAUGCUCUAUUGUAGAUUUUAUGAAUUGUUUUCCUCUUUCAUGUACCUGUUUGUAAGCUUACCUGUGAAAUGUAGCUAAAAUCUUUCACUUAGGUUGUUUCUCCAUACAUUUAUCRUUGUAUUAAAUUGUUAUUCUGCUCUUGGCAGUUGGUGGUUACCAUAGUAACCAGUAACUGACAGAUCCACUGCCCCCCUUUCUCUGUUGCUGUUGGUAACCGUGGCAUGUAUUGGGGUCAGCUCUGUGUUUUCUUCACAGAUAUAUUUUAACAUGUUUUUGACAAAUUCAAUCAUA
This is a messenger RNA of Poecilia reticulata (guppy), 1280 nucleotides long. The record is from RefSeq and is a predicted model, not a curated record. NCBI's taxonomy places the organism in Eukaryota, Metazoa, Chordata, Actinopteri, Cyprinodontiformes, Poeciliidae.